Gossypium arboreum is the source of this 927-nucleotide messenger RNA. Its product is annotated as enoyl-CoA delta isomerase 2, peroxisomal-like. The record is from RefSeq and is a predicted model, not a curated record. Lineage: Eukaryota; Viridiplantae; Streptophyta; Magnoliopsida; Malvales; Malvaceae. Gene Ontology annotation, molecular function: delta(3)-delta(2)-enoyl-CoA isomerase activity; enoyl-CoA hydratase activity. Bases 52 to 771 code for a protein of 239 amino acids. Gene Ontology annotation, biological process: fatty acid beta-oxidation. Gene Ontology annotation, cellular component: peroxisome. The transcript has a single exon.
UUAGGUUCUUCGAACACUUUGCAUGAAUAAAUUUUAAAGAGGAAAUUCGCCAUGUGUACGUUAGAGAAGCGCGGCAACCUCUUUAUUUUAACGUUGACCGGCGAAGACCGGCAUCUGUUUAACCCCGAUCUUAUCAGUUCCCUCCUCAAGCUUCUCUCUCAGGUCAAGGCUCAAGCUACUUGUGGUUCGGCUCUUAUUACCCAAGCCCAGGGUAAGUUCUUCUCCUACGGCUUUGACCUUGAUUGGGCGCAAGCUGCCGGGUCCGAACAAGGAGCCGUAAAACGGUUACAACACAUGGCGGAUUUGUUCAAGCCCGUCAUCGCCACUCUUCUCUCCAUCCCGAUGCCCACCAUUGCCGCCAUCACUGGUCACGCUGUUGCUGCCGGAUUCACCCUUGCAUUGUCCCACGAUUAUCUCAUCAUGCGGAAAGACAGAGGGAUACUUUGGAUGCCUGAGGUGGACAUAGCGCUGACACUCCCCGAUUACAUCAACGCGUUGUUCAAAGAAAUGAUCGGCGACGCGUCAGUCCGUCGCGAUUUGUUGUUACGAGGGUUGAAGAUGAAGGGAGAUGAGGCAGAGAAGAGAGGGGUUGUGAAAGCGGCGUACGACGGUGAAGCGGAAGUGAGGGAGGCAAGCGUAUGUUUGGCGGAGAACUUAGGGAAAAGGAAGUGGCACGGUGAGGUUUACGCUGAGAUAAGGAAAGGAUUGUACCCUCAGCUCUCUGCUAUACUGGGAUUAUCCCACAAAGUAUACGCCAUUGCCAGGCUUUGAUUUAAACCAUGACUUUUAAGGUAUGGGUUUUACUGUUUGAUUUGGUUUUUAAUUUGAAUAAUCGUAUGUUGAUGUAUCUAAGAACAUUUGAAUAACUACGUUGUUGUUGCUCUAUAAUAAAAUUAAGUAGAUAAUUAAAUACCAAUACACAACAAA